This is a messenger RNA of Arachis stenosperma, 1986 nucleotides long. Its product is annotated as primary amine oxidase 1. Gene Ontology annotation, molecular function: primary methylamine oxidase activity; copper ion binding; quinone binding. Gene Ontology annotation, biological process: amine metabolic process. Bases 1 to 1986 code for a protein of 661 amino acids. NCBI's taxonomy places the organism in Eukaryota, Viridiplantae, Streptophyta, Magnoliopsida, Fabales, Fabaceae. The transcript is spliced from 3 exons. The record is from RefSeq and is a predicted model, not a curated record.
AUGUUUGAUAAAGCAGCAGCACACAUGAUUAUUAUUGUUAUAGCAUUAUUCUUUCUGAUAUUCAUAAUUAGCUUCACAGAAUCACACCCUUUAGACCCUCUCUCACCAUCUGAAAUCAACAAAACAAGAAACAUAGUUCAAAAUUCUUACCUUGGUGCCAUUCCUAACUUAACCUAUCACUUUGUGGAUGUUGAAGAACCCAACAAAGACGAUGUCCUAAAGUGGCUAUCUUCAAAGAACAACACAAAAGACAAGCCUAGUGUAACUGUUCCUCGUCAAGCCAAGGUAGUUGUUAGAGCCAAUGGUGACACACACGAGCUUGUACUUGACCUAACAAGAGGCUCCAUUGUAUCUGACAGAAUCUACAAUGGCCAUGGAUACCCCCCAUUCACAUUCACCGAGCUUUUCCAAGCAAGCAAGUUGCCCCUUCAAUACCCCAAAUUCAAAGAAUCAAUAAGCAAGAGAGGCUUGAAUCUCUCAGAAGUUUCUUGUGUGCCGUUUACAGUUGGUUGGUAUGGAGAAGAGAUCACAAGGAGAGAACUCAAAGUGGCAUGUUUUUAUAGAGGUGGUUCAGUGAAUGUGUGGGCUAGGCCUAUUGAGGGAAUCACAGUUCUGGUUGAUGUUGAUUCAAUGAAGAUCACAAUGUACAAUGAUAGGUACAAAGCACCUUUGCCUAAAGCUGAAGGCACAGAUUUUCAGUCUUCAAUGAGCAACCUUAGUGAUAUUAAUGUAUCAGAUACUAAUGCUAUUGGAUUCAGCAUGAAUGGGAAUGAGGUGAAAUGGGAUAAGUGGGUUUUCCAUGUUGGGUUCAAUGCAAGGGCAGGGAUGAUAAUAUCCACUGCUUCAAUAUUUGAUGAAAGGGAGAGAAAAUAUAGGAGGGUGAUGUAUAGGGGUCAUGUGUCUGAAACAUUUGUGCCUUACAUGGAUCCAACAGAGGAAUGGUAUUUUAGGACUUUCAUGGAUGCUGGAGAAUUUGGUUUUGGACGUGCAGCUGAUAGCCUGCAACCAGGGAUUGAUUGCCCUUUGAAUGCAGUCUUCAUGGAUGGCUUCAUGGCUGGACCUAAUGCAGAGGUUCAACAAGUUCCAAGGGCUAUUUGCAUUUUUGAGAGGACUUCUGGAAAUGUGGCUUGGAGGCACAUGGAAAUCAAUAAUCCCAUCAAAAUGAUAAGAAAUGGAGAGCCUGAAAUUAAUUUGGUAGUGAGAAUGAUUGCUACUGUGGGAAACUAUGAUUAUGUUCUUGAUUGGGAAUUUCUGAGGAGUGGCAGCAUAAAAGUUGGAGUGGAUCUAACAGGCAUAUUGGAGAUGAAAGCAGUCCCAUAUACACAAAACAAUGAGAUAAUAUCAUCAUCAGAAAAAGUGUUUGGAACCUUAGUGGCAGAAAACACCAUAGCCAAUAAUCAUGAUCACCACAUAACCUACUAUCUUGACCUUGACAUUGAUGAGAGUCAAAACUCCUUCAUCAAUGCCAAGUUACAAAAGCAAAGAGCAACAAAUGGCUUAUUUGGAACACCAAGGAAGAGUUAUUGGACUGUUGUUAGAGAAGCCGCUAAGGGGGAAGCCGAGGCUCGAAUUCGGCUCGGCUUGGAGCCGGCUGAGCUAUUGGUAGUGAACCCCAACAAAAGGACAAAGGUAGGGAACCAAGUGGGCUACCGGCUGAUCGGUUCACAGCCGGUUACCUCUGUUCUAUCCGAAGAUGAUUAUCCACAAAUAAGAGCAUCUUACACACAGUAUCAAGUUUGGGUGACCGCCUAUAACAAGUCAGAAAGGUGGGCUGGUGGGUUCUACUCUGAUAGGAGCCGUGGAGAUGAUGGCUUAGCCGUUUGGAGUGAAAGGAACAGAGAGAUUGAGAAUAAAGACAUAGUAUUGUGGCACACCAUAGGACUUCAUCACGUUCCUUACCAAGAAGAUUUCCCUGCAAUGCCAGCAAUUCAUGCUGGAUUUGAACUCAGGCCUGCUAACUUUUUCGACAGCAAUCCAUUGCUUUGA